Messenger RNA from Brassica napus (rape), 2406 nucleotides. RefSeq names its product GDSL esterase/lipase At1g59030-like. NCBI's taxonomy places the organism in Eukaryota, Viridiplantae, Streptophyta, Magnoliopsida, Brassicales, Brassicaceae. The transcript has 5 exons. Gene Ontology annotation, biological process: lipid metabolic process. The record is from RefSeq and is a predicted model, not a curated record. Gene Ontology annotation, cellular component: extracellular region. Gene Ontology annotation, molecular function: lipase activity. Bases 619 to 1668 code for a protein of 349 amino acids.
CUAAUAUAUAUAUUUGUAUUUCUACGAUAAGUGCUUUUCUUGUCUUCUUUUCUUCUAGGAUUUAAGCUAAUGAUAUUAAUUUUUGUAAAAAUAAUAAUAAUUAAAGCAUGGAAUUUAUGGUUAAAUACAAAAUAAAAUAAAUCAAGUAAGGAAAAUCAUUAUCAUGAUAAAAUGGUUUGUUCCUAAUUAUAUAUAUUGAGAUAAUGAUGACGAUAUGUGAUUUAUAAUUACAUAUGUAUGUGAAUAUAGUUGAUAAAAUUAUUAUUAGUAAUAAAUUGGUAAAAUAAACUGAGUAAAAUGUGAAUCCUAAUUUAACAUAUGAUAGUAGUUUAUAAACCAUGUUUGGCUUAACAUUUUAUGUCUUGAGGUUACAUUUAUGUAAUUGGUCUAAAUCCCAAACAUAGUAUAUUUAAGUUAUGACAACCAACUCAUUACGAAGUUAUUGGUAAAAAACUAACGAUAAUCUCUGUUAGGAAUGUCAUAACUAACUAGAACCAAAAACACAACUAUAUUUUUAGAAGUUCAACAAAUUUAAAGAACAUACAUAUACAAGCAUGUUUUCAAAUUUGUAGAAGGCAACAUAUCUGGAGAAGAAAAAUAAACAAAUCAACUAAGACAAUGAAGCUUCAGUUGUUAUGGCUUGCUUUGGUAUUCAUUGCCGUUGAAACUAAUGCAGCGAAGCAAGGAAAGAAUGCAACAAUCCCUGCACUAAUAGUUUUUGGAGAUUCAAUUAUGGAUACUGGUAAUAACAAUAGACUCCCAACUCUUUUGAAGUGCAAUUUUCCUCCCUAUGGCAAGGAUUUUCCCGGCGGUUUGGCCACAGGAAGAUUUUCUGAUGGAAGAGUUCCCUCUGAUCUCAUUGCUGAAAAGUUGGGAAUAGCCAAGUCACUACCAGCAUUUAUGAACCCGAAUUUGAAGCCCCAAGAUCUUCUCAAGGGUGUAACAUUUGCAUCUGGAGGAACUGGUUACGAUCCAUUAACGGCUAAGAUUAUGUCCGUGAUAUCAGUCUGGGAUCAACUAACAUAUUUCAAGCGAUACAUAUCAACGAUCAAACAACAUUUUGGAGAGAAAAAAGCUCAAGAUAUCUUGGACCAUAGUUUUUUUGUUGUGUGUUCCAGUAGCAACGACCUUGCUCACACUUUCAUGGCUCAAUCUCAUAAAUAUGACCGCACCUCAUAUCCCAAUUUCUUGGCUGACUCAGCAGUCAAAUUCGUAAGAGAAUUACAUAAGCUUGGAGCUAAGAAAAUCGGAGUGUUUAGCGCAGUGCCGGUUGGAUGUGUACCACUUCAAAGAACAGUGUUUGGAGGAAUGUUUACAAGAGGAUGUGUUAAACCGUUAAACGACAUGGCAAAACAAUUCAACGCAAGGCUUUCACCAGCUCUAGAAUCUUUAGAUAAAGAGCUGGACGGUGUAAUCCUCUACAUUGAUGUUUAUGAUACUCUUUACGACAUGAUCCAACAUCCUUCAAAAUACGGUUUUGAGGUAGCUGAUAGAGGAUGUUGCGGUAGGGGCUCUCUCGCGAUAUCCUACAUGUGCAACUCAUUGAAUCCAUUCACAUGUUCUAAUUCCUCGGCCUAUAUAUUUUGGGAUAGCUACCACCCAACGGAGAGAGCAUAUCAAGUUAUUGUUGACAACUUGCUUGACAAAUAUUUAAGCAAAAUCUAUUGAUGUUUAAUCAUCUAACUAAAACUUAUUGAUCUCUUGGUGCGAUUGUGUUUCCCCAUCUCAUUUUGGUCUCUCUGGUGUAUUCAUUCUUCAAUUUUAUGAAUGUCAUAUAAAGUGCACUACAACAAACUAAUACAACGGAAAAUCAGUUUAUUACAUUCUCUUUUAUUUUUAUUCCCAAACAUGGCAUAUAAAAUAAUUAUAUUGGGGCUGGACAAAAUAUCCGGACUCGAAUAAUCGGCCCAAAACCGACCCAAAAAUCAGGGUAUCGAACCCGAUCAGACCUGGGGUAAAUAACCGAAAGGGUCCUAAAUUGCUAUAUCCGAAGAACCAGUACCAAACCCGAUCCGAACGGAGAACCGAAUGAGUGUCCGAAGAUAUCCAGAAGUUAAAUGUAUAUCUAAAAUAUUAGUUAUAAUUAUACUUAUAAUUAUUUUAAUAAUUUAAAUUAAAAUCAUAAAUUAAAUAUAUUAGUUACUUUUCAAUACUUUGUGUAUUUUCAGAUAAAAUAAGAUAGUUUUGAUAGAAAUACUCAAACAAAACCAUAUCUAAUGAGUAUUUUUUUUAAUUAUUUUUGGUACAUUUGGAUAGUUUGAAUACAAAAUAUACUAACUGAAUCGGGUAAUAUGGUUACUUUAGAUAAAAAAAUAUCCGAACCUGUUUCAUAUACUUUGGUUAUUGGUUAUUUUCAGGUUUCUACACAUCGGAAUCAAACCCAUCCGGAUCAAGGAGGACCUGAUU